GCGGCGCAUGCCGGGGGCUCGAGCGCAGACACACAAUCGAAGGCAUCCUCUCGCGCGAUGGUCAAAAAUAGAUAGAAGAGGGCUUGUAAUUCAGGAAUCAGUUCAUUUCAGCAUUGUCAUGUCUGGCCAAUUAUUUGUGAUUUUUAUAUAAAAUACAAUUUACGGUAGUCUGAAUUUGUGUAAGCUGUUUUGAUAGUUUAUUGCCUAUUUGCGCGGUGCGUGCUAGGUUUUUAUUCUCUCGCUCUCAUCUGUAUUGUUGUUGCCUGCCUGUCUCGCGCGUUCUUUAUGCACAGCACGCCGCUCUAGUCCUCUCGGAGUAAAGAGACCUUCGUCGGAACAGCAUGGCCCGGUCCAGUCGCGCCCACUGAGAGAGAUGGAAGCAAAACAGCACUCCAUAAAGAGCUACCCAGAGGCGGGGGGCCGGAGCCUGGCGGCGGCCGCGGGGGACGUCGGCGUUGGAGGAGGGUGUCUUGCCGGCUCGGCACAGAUGGAGAUGGAGUCAAACAUACAGAAAGCCAUUGACUUCAAGGUGGAGGGCCACCGCUGCUACAAGGAGAAGAAAUUCCGGGAAGCGAUAGGGAAGUACCACCGGGCUCUGCUGCAGCUGAAAGGGGUGCAUUUAGUGGAUGAAAGCACGGACUCCGAGGUCAACCUCCUGAGCCAAGCCGCGGUCAAGCUGACGGAAGAGCAGCGGAGAACGGUGGAGAUCACGGAGAUCGAGUGCUACGACAGCUUGACAGCGUGCCUGUUGCAGUCCGAGCUGGUGAACUAUGAGCGUGUGAAGGAGUACUGCCUGAAGGUGCUGGGCUACCAGAGGGACCACUUCAAGGCCAUGUACCGCGCUGGCAUUGCCUGCUACCACCUGGGAGACUACGACUGUGCCCUGCGCUACCUGCGUGACGCCAAGCACCGUGAGCCCUCAGACACAAACGUGCUGCGGUACAUCCAGUUGACGGAAAUGAAGAUGAAUAGGGAGGGUCAGCGGGAGAGGGAGAGCGGCAAAGAGGCCCUUGGCUAACCUUUGACCUUUUGGCCUCUCUAUCACUAUGGCCUAUGCUACGACCCAUCCUACGUCACCUCUCCUCUCUGACCUCCUCUCCUCCUUUAUGGAGCCCAGUCCCAUUGAUGACUGGCCCGAGCGAUGCGCCUCAACCAUGUAAAAGAACAGGGCAGAAAAAGCCCUGUCUCUCUCCCUCUUUCUCCUCCUUUUCUCCCCCCGCCUCCCCUCCCCCCACCCCAGGCGCUGUUGUUCUGUACCCCAGAUGCAGACUGUCAAACCAAGAAAAAAUGAAGCAGAGGGAAAUACUAUACUAUACUCAUGCAAAACUGCUUAAAAAAAUAUACGAUCAAAGAAAAUUGCGUAAUUUAGAGAAGGUGUAAAAAAAAAAAAAGUAAAAUAGAGUAGAAUUUCUUAUUUAUUCUUUCGAUGUGAGGACUGAGGAGAUGUCCAGGGUUGGGAAAGGGACCAGGGGAGGGCAUGGGAAGGAGUUUAGGAGAAAGGAAAUGGUGUAACACAUAUCAAGACCUUAGGCCAAUUCAACUGUACACCCUGACCCCUGCCCUGUCACAAUGGAGGGAGGUCUGAAAGCCACUGACCCAGACUUGUCCCGGACAGAGAUUGUCCCCCCAGUACAGUACAGAUCAGGCUAGCUAGCAGGCUACAUCUCUGUCUUUUUAAUACGAAAUAGUCUUCAGACAAGCCGACCUUUGCGCUCAUGUUCAAUCAAUCUUCUUUUUCGUUUUCAGCUUGUAGUACCUUGUCUCUAUUUCUGGACGGUUUUUAAAUUCAAGGGCUAAUUCAAGUGUUUGUAAUUUGUCCUUUGUUCAUUUUUUUUGUCUCCUGUUUGAUUUUCAUUGCACUUACGACUAUCGGUUGUUAUGAAGCAAAAUGUACGUCCUUUCUCUUUCUAAGGAACAGAACAAACUAACUCCCACCGGACUCACUGUUCCUCUGUUUGACAGGUGUGUUUUUGUGAACCAGUGUCUUGAAUCUGUUGUCCAAUCCCCCCUGGAAUGUGUUGUGUUGUCAGACUGUUACCCCCCCCCCACCAAUCUCCGCUUUCUUGCUAAUGAUGUCACAAUGGAAAAUAGCCAGUGGAACUGAGGUUCCGUCAAGCACCCUUGGCUGCACAGAGUUCUCUGAUUUUUUUGUUUUACUCUGAGAUCUACUUCCAGGCCCUUGAUCACUCAUGUUGAACCUUCCCAGGCAUCAGUGACAUCACAAGACACUCUUGGCAGUGUUCGCGCAGGGAAUCGGAUCCCACAUGUUGUAUCCGUCUGAGGUGGAUCAGCCAUCAACCCAGUCAGAUAAAAACAUCAACCCGAGUGUGCCAUUUGAGAUUCCGAAUUUUGUUGUGCAUAUUUUAAUAGAUAUCAGUGUUGCGACAAACAAAGAAAUCAGUUCAGAAAAUAAAUUAGUACAAAAAUCGCUGUCUCCAUAGGCAGAUUACACAACAGUAGUGGUAGACCAAGACAAGGGAGGAUUGUGAUUGGGGCGAGGCCAGAUAAUGACAUAUUACACAUACAGACCAUCAUACCACUGCAUACUUUCUAAAUAUCAAUCCCAGUGAUGCUGAUAAAGCCUGAAGAGUUUCUAGGAUUUAUAGAAAUACGUAGACGUACCUGCCCUGUUCUAAAGGAGAGGUUUGAGUUGACCUUAAUUCCGCCAUCUAAUACCGUGUAACCCAGUUUCCUUCACCCUAUGUGCAAGCCAAGCCCCUGCAUGGUAAUGUGUGGCUCAAAGGGGAAGCCAUUUUGGAUGUCAGGGAUAAUGUCUGGUUCAUUGCUUUCUAUAACAGGGCAGGUUGCUCCCCCUAUCCAAUGUAUCACGCUAAUACCCUCUAUGCUCCCUGCAAACGUAGAAUGGGUUAAUGGAGUCAGCGGGUCAUUUUCUGAGACUUAUAUGGUCCCAUGCAGAAAGACAAUAGGGUCAGCAGCAGUGGUCUGCCUUGGCCGAGGUGAGGAGAAGAAUUCCAAAAGGACUUCAGAGGAGUGGAUAAUACAAUAUCAAAACGAUAACAGAUCUCGUCAUUUGCCUGUGGCCUAAUAUGAGGGACAUUGGGACCAAAGUGCAUCAAUAAGAGGAGGCUGUUGAGGGGAGGACGGCUGAUAAUGAUGUCUGGAACGGUGGAAACCAUGUGUUUUGACGUAUUUGAUACCUUUCCACUAUUCUUCUCCAGCCAUUACCACGAGCCCGUCCUCCCCAACUCAGGUGCCACCCAACCUCCUGUGGUGUCAAUGGGACUCUGGAGAGGCAGCAGCGCGAUGCCUGGAGCAAAUUUGUGUGAUCCAGAGACGCGCUCCACUGUAGAGGGAAAUGGGCCAGCAGCACCAGUAACACAGCAGGAGUGCAGUGUCACUCUGAAACUGUGGAGAUGGGAUUAUGUUAAAGCAGCGCUGUGAAGAGGUUCGAGGGAGGUUUACACCUUGGUACAGAAACAAGGCGUGGAAAAACCCAGAGGCACCAAGAACUCUCUUUCUUUGUCGCGCUCUCUAUUUCUCUCUCUCUCUGAUGCUCAUACUCUCCACCUCUUCCCCUCUCUCCAGAUCUCUCUCCAUACCUCAAUCUCAAUUCAAUUUAAAUUCAAAUUGCUUUAUUGGCAUGACGUUUCAAUGUCCAUAUUGCCAAGCCUACUUUGCAAAUGGAUAUAUAUUUAACAAUAUUAACAUCAUAAACAAAAUGUAAUAAUAAUAAUUGGGAUUGUCAAUGAAAUAUACACUGAGUAUACCAAACAUCGGGGCAUGGACUCUACAAGGUGUCAAGCAUUCCACAGGGAUGCUGGCCCAUGUUGACUCCAAUGCUUCCCUCAGUUCCGCGUCAAGUUGGCUGGAUGUCCUUUGGGUGGUGGACCAAUUCUUGACACACACACAGGAAACUGUUGAGCCUCAAAAAUCCAGCGCCGUUGCAGUUCUUGACACAAACCGGUGAUCCUGGACCUACUACCAUACCCCGUUCAAAGGCACUUACAUUUUUUUGUCUUGCCCAUUCACCCUCCGAAUGGCACACAUACACAAUCCAUGUCUCAAUUAUCUCAAGGCUUAAAAAUCCUUCUUUAACCUGUCACCUCCCCUUCAUCUACACCGACUUGAAGUGGAUUUAACAAGUGAUGUCAAUAGCUUUUGCCCGGAUUCACCUGGUUUCGUCUACGUCAUGGAAAGACCAGGUGUUAUUAAUGUUUUAUAUACUCAGUGUAUAUCUCUCUGUCUCUUACUCUCUCAACCUCACCACUGUGCAGUAGUGUUGUAUUGGUCCCUAUGGCUGGCUGAGCUGGGCCUACUCCCACAUGGCCCUAUAGGGAAUCUCCCCAUGGUCCUAUCGCCAAGGCAUCCGUCCACCAUCCUGUUGUUAUCCCAGUUUGCUGAGUCAUUAUCGCUCCGUGUCUAUGGUUACUGUCCACACAUAAAAACAGGUCAGGGCUAAGUUCUUCCCACCCCUGCCCUAACAUGACCCAUUAUGAGAUAAACAAAGGAAUGACCCUGGACCAGUUAUUGUGGGAAUAAUGUUACAACGUGCUGUCUGUGCAAAUAUAGAUAGAGAGAGACAUCGUCUCUUUAGCCGUCUAGUUCUGAAAAGACACGGCAAAAGCACAAACUAAAGUGGGAAAGUAAAUACGGGCCGUUUUUCUUCUCUUUCCUUUGAUGUCAUUGAGGUACUUGUUUGUCAAAUGUCAAAGUCGUUUUUUGUGCUUACGAAACAAUUGUGAACAAAAUACGAAACUGAAAAGAAAAACGAAUGGCUGUUAAAAGCUUUACCUUAUUGAGUAAUUUUAUCAAUUGAUGAGAACGCAAGUGAAGGGGGAAGUGAGUUUGGUGUAGCUACACCACAGGCUAUCUGUCACUGUGUCUCUGUGUGUAGAUGUUAAGUAGGAUUUGUUGUCCCCUGUUUUUGGGAAAGUCCAUACCCAACUCUUAAGAGUUUGUGAAUCCCACAAAGCGACAGUGGAUCUCGUUGAAGAAAGUGGGCGUUGGAGAACCGAACCAGUUACACAGUAGAAGUUAUUUAUGAGCUACAGCAACGAAGAACUCCGCUAAUCUGUUUUUCUUUCCUUUUCCUCGUUUGCUUGUACCGGAGAGUAGGACUUGAUGAUGAGUACAUCGUGGUUAGAAGUACAUUUUUCCCCCCAUUGGACCAUGUGAGGAAACGUCCGUUCAAUAUUCCAAAUCCAAAACAUUGGAGGACAUGAUAACUGGUUACAUUGAACUGCUAGCCCGGGAAUGCACUAUUGAUUGGUAAAUGAAGACUAUAAAUAAAGUUGAAAAGGAAUAUGAAA
Messenger RNA from Oncorhynchus masou masou (cherry salmon), 5270 nucleotides. Its product is annotated as tetratricopeptide repeat protein 9B-like. Gene Ontology annotation, molecular function: protein binding. The transcript is spliced from 3 exons. Lineage: Eukaryota; Metazoa; Chordata; Actinopteri; Salmoniformes; Salmonidae. The coding region runs from base 374 to 1018 and encodes 214 amino acids. The record is from RefSeq and is a predicted model, not a curated record.